Molecule: messenger RNA, 3180 nt
Organism: Leptonychotes weddellii (Weddell seal)
Lineage: Eukaryota; Metazoa; Chordata; Mammalia; Carnivora; Phocidae
Source: RefSeq, a predicted model, not a curated record
CCUAAUAGACAGCAGGUAGCAGUUCGCGUGGGCACCGAGUCCAUGGUUUCCCCCUGAAUCUUGAAAGAUAAUUACAACUGGAAGAGAGAAAAUGGAAAAGCAAAAGCCUUUUAAAUUGUUUGUACCACCAAGAUUAAGUAGCAGUCAAGUAUCUGCAGUGAAACCUCAGAGUUUGGGAGGAGAUUCUAAUUUCUUCAAGAGUUUCAACAAAUAUAUUGAAGAUGAUUUUAGUUUUCCAUUUGCAAUGACUAAUCUCUCCAAAAAUGGGGAAAACAUUGAUUCAGAUCCUGCUUUACAAAAAGUUAAGUUUUUGCCCAUGCUUGAACAGGUUGAUAAUUCUGACAGUUGUCCCUACCAGGAAGGACUAAAAGACUCUGAUUUUGAGAAUUCAGAGCCAAUGAGCAGACUAUAUUCAAAACUGUAUAAGGAGGCUGAAAAGAUCAAGAAGUGGAAAGUGAAUGUAGAAUCUGAAUUGAAGCAGAAAGAAAAUAAGUUGCAAGAAAAUAGAAAGAUAAUUGAAGCACAGCGGAAAGCCAUUCAGGAACUACAGUUUGAAAAUGAAAAAGUAAGUUUGAAAUUAGAGGAAGGAAUUCAAGAAAAUAAAGAUUUAAUAAAAGAGAAUAAUGCUACAAGGCAUUUAUGUAAUUUACUCAAGGAAACCUGUGCCAGAUCUGCAGAAAAGACAAAGAAAUAUGAAUAUGAACGAGAAGAAACUAGGCAAGUAUAUGUGGAUCUAAAUAAUAACAUUGAGAAAAUGAUAAUAGCUUUUGAGGAACUUCGUGUGCAAGCUGAGAAUUCCAGAUUGGAAAUGCAUUUUAAAUUAAAGGAAGAUUAUGAAAAAAUCCAACACCUUGAAGAGGAAUAUAAGAAGGAAGUAAAUGACAAGGAAAAGCAGGUAUCACUGCUAUUGCUCCAAAAUACUGAGAAAGAAAAUAAAAUGAAAGAUUUAAUAUUUCUGCUAGAGGAAUCCAGAGAUAAAGUUAAUCAAUUAGAGGAAAAGACAAAAUUACAGAAUGAAAACUUAAAAGAAUCAAAUGAGAAGCAGGAUCAUUUGACAUCAGAACUAGAAGAUAUUAAAAUGUCUUUGCAAAGAAGUGUGAGUACUCGGAAGGCUUUAGAGGAAGAUUUACAGGUAGCAACAAAAAAAAUCUAUGAGCUCACUGCAGAAAAAGAAGCUCAAAUGGAAGAAUUUAAUAAAGCUAAAACUGCUCAUUCUUUUGUGGUUACUGAACUUAAAACUUCUAUCUGCAACUUGAAAGAAUUAUUGACAACAGAACAGCAAAGAUUCGAAAAAAGUGACGAUCAAUUGAAAAUACUCACCAUGGAGCUUCAGAAGAAAUCAAGUGAACUGGAAGAGAUGACUAAGCUUAAAAAUAACAAAGAAGUAGAACUUGAAGAAUUGAAAAAAAUCUUGGCAGAAAACCAAAAACUUUUAGAUGAAAAGAAACAAUUUGAGAAGAUUGCUGAAGAAUUAAAAGAAACAGAACAAGAACUAACUGGUCUUCUCCAAACCAGAGAGGGAAAAAUACAUGAUUUGGAAAUACAGUUAACUGCCAUUGUGACAAGUGAACAGCAUUAUUCCAAACAGGUUAAAGAGCUGAAAACUGAGCUUGAAAAUGAGAAGCUUAAGACUACUGAACUAAAUGCAAGCUGCAACAGGCUUUCACUGGAGAACAAAGAACUAGCACAAGAAACAAGUGAUAUGGCCCUAGAAAUCAAGAAACAGCAAGAAGACAUUGAUAAUAGCAAAAAAGAAGAAGAAACAAUGUUGAAAAAAAUAGAAAAACUAGAAGAAACGGAAACACAGUUAAGGAAUGAACUGCAAUCUGUGAGAGAAGAACUAAAACAGAAAGGAGAUGAAGUUAAAUGUAAAUUGGACAAGAGUGAAGAAAAUGCCCGCAGCAUUGAAUGUGAAGUUUUAAAAAAAGAGAAACAAAUGAAGAUCUUAGAGAACAAGUGUAACAAUUUAAGGAAACAAGUUGAAAAUAAAAGCAAGUGUAUUGAAGAACUCCAGCAGGAGAAUAAGGCCUUAAAAAAAAAGGGCACAGCAGAAAGCAAGCAACUGAAUGUUUAUGAGAUAAAGGUCAGUAAAUUAGAAUUAGAACUAGAAGGUACCAAGCAGAAAUUUAAAGAAAUGACUGACAGCUAUCAAAAAGAAAUUAAGGACAAAAAGAUAUCAGAAGAAAAUCUUUUGGAAGAGGUUGAGAAAGCAAAAGUAAUAGCUGAUGAAGCUGUAAAAUUACAGAAAGAAAUUGAUAUACGAUGUCAACAUAAAAUAGCUGAAAUGGUAGCACUUAUGGAAAAACAUAAGCACCAAUAUGAUAAAAUAGUUGAAGAAAGAGACUCAGAACUAGGACUUUAUAAAAGCAAAGAACAAGAACAGUCAUCAAUGAAAGCAUCUUUGGAAAAACUCAAAAGAGAGGCAAAAGAGAACAUAGUUACUCUCGAAAAAAGAGAUAAGAAAAUACCGACACCUUUAUUGGAAACACCUGAAACUCAUUAUUGGAAAUUUGAUUCUAAAGCAGCUCCUUCACAAAAUAUAUCUCGAAACUUCACAUCAGCUGACCAUGGUAAAUCCAAAGAUAAAAGGGACUAUUUAUGGACAUCUACCAAAAGUACUUUAUCUACACCAUUACCAAAGGCAUAUACUGUGAAGACACCAACGAAACUAAAAAUUCAGCAAAGAGAAAACAAGAAUGUACCCAUGGAAGAAAGUAAUAAAAAGAGAAAAAUGGUCUUUGAGUUUGAUAUUAAUUCGGAUAGCUCAGAAACGACUGAUCUUUUGAGCAUGGUUUCAGAAGAAGAGACAUUGAAAAAAUUAUACAAGACUAAUAAUCCAACAACUUCUCAUCUUUGUGUCAGAACACCAAAAAAGACCCCUUCAUCUCUAACAACCCCUGGAUCUACGCUGAAGUUUGGAGCUAUGAGGAAAAUGCGGGAAGAUCGUUGGGCUGUAAUUGCUAAAAUGGAUAGGAAAAAAAAACUAAAGGAUGCAGAAAAGCUAUUUGUUUAAUUUCAGAAAAUCAAUGUGAUUAAGGAGCCUAAUAACAUCAAAUUUAUAGUCAACUUAAAAAUGUUUUAUUUUCUGAAGAGCCAAACAUUUUCUGACAUUGAGAUUUUUUUAUAUUUGCAUAAUUUGUUUUUUAUGAUUUUUAUGUUUUGGCCUAAAUUACCACAUGU